CUCUCCACCGGUCUUCCUGGCAGCGCCAAAAAACGUCUCGUGGCUCCUACAAACUACGUAAGCGCAGUUGGCCACAGACCCAGCAGCAAUAUGAAGCUUCGCACCCACCUGGAGGAAGAAAGCUUGUGUGAGGCCUACCUGGCUUAAUAGGCCAGUUCUGAGAGCAUGCCUCAUCCCGAUGAUGCAUCCCGGAGACUAUCAAAGACUGGAACAAGCCUCUACACAGUGCUAAAACUAAAGAAAGGGGCCCCACCUGAAGAGAUCAAAAAAGCCUACAGGAAACUGGCCUUGCAGUAUCAUCCAGACAAGAAUCCAGGGGACACUCAAGCAGCAGAGAUCUUCAAAGAGAUCAACACAGCCCAUGCUGUGCUCAGUGACCCUACAAAGAAGAGAAUCUACGACGAGCAUGGCUCAUUAGGAAUAUACCUACUUGAUCAUUUUGGUGAAGAUGGUGUCAAAUACUAUUUUAUAUCACACAGCUGUUGGUUCAAGACACUCGUCAUCCUUUGCUGCCUUUUAACUUGUUGCUGCUGCUGCUGCUGCUGCUGUUUUUGCUGUGGAAAUCUUAGUCCACCACCUGAGGAAGUUAACAUCAAACAACAACAGAAGCAGCAAAAGAAUGUCCAUUGUCAGCCUACCAGGAUAGGUGGGGAGCAGGGCCAGAGGUUGGGGUGCUGGCCCAGUGAGAGUUCCCUGUCAUCCAGCCCUCUGGACACAUUGAAGAAAGAAGUAACCCUGUCCUGA
This is a messenger RNA of Phodopus roborovskii (desert hamster), 744 nucleotides long. RefSeq names its product DnaJ heat shock protein family (Hsp40) member C5 gamma (gene Dnajc5g). NCBI's taxonomy places the organism in Eukaryota, Metazoa, Chordata, Mammalia, Rodentia, Cricetidae. The transcript has 5 exons. The record is from RefSeq and is a predicted model, not a curated record. Bases 166 to 744 code for a protein of 192 amino acids.